GGAGACAGCAAAACGAGCGCACAAAGUGGGCUUAAAUCUAGGCGAUUUAUCUCUCUUCGUUCUCGCCUGACACGCUAGGGUUUUAGUUGUUGAUCUCCGUUCUUCCUUCCUUCAUCAGCCAUGAGCGACGCCAGAGAAGGUCCCGAUAUGUCCGAUCUCCGUGUUGCUUUGAAUUCGGAGGAGAAAGCUGAUCUUGUCAGUGCUCUCAAACAUAAGCUUCAGGAUCUUACUGGGAAGCACUCUAUUGAGAUUGAGAACCUGUCUCCUAAUGUGAGAAAGCGUGUUGAGGUUCUCAGGGAAGUCCAGGCUCAACAUGAUGAGCUGGAAGAGAAGUUCAAUGAAGAGAGAGCAGCACUUGAAGCAAAGUACCAGAAGCUUUAUCAACCACUGUAUUCAAAGAGAUAUGACAUUGUAAAUGGAGUUGUUGAUGUUGAAGGGGAUGUAUCUGAAAGCCCUGCUACAGAUGGAGAAAAAGGAGUCCCUGAGUUUUGGCUUACUGCAAUGAAGAAUAAUGAAGUGCUAUGUGAAGAGAUAACAGAGCGAGAUGAAGAGGCCCUCAAAUUUUUGAAAGACAUUAAGUGGUCCAGGAUGGAAGAGCCAAAGGGAUUUAAACUUGAAUUCUUCUUUGACACUAAUCCAUUCUUCAAGAACUCUGUUUUGAAAAAAGUCUAUCACAUGAUUGAUGAAGAUGACCCAAUUCUAGAGAAAGCAAUUGGCACUGAGAUAGAAUGGUAUCCCGGAAAAUCCCUGACACAGAAGAUACUGAAGAAGAAGCCUAAGAAGGGAUCUAAGAAUGCUAAACCUAUUACUAGAACUGAAAAGUGUGACAGUUUCUUCAAUUUCUUUAGUCCGCCUCAAGUGCCGGAGGAUGAAGAUGAUCUUGAUAGAGAUGCUGCAGAUGAGCUCCAGGCUAUGAUGGAACAAGACUAUGAAAUUGGGUCAACUAUCCGAGACAAAAUCAUUCCACAUGCAGUGUCUUGGUUCACGGGUGAAGCUGCUCAGGAAGAGUAUGGAUUGGAAGAUGAUGAGGACGAUGACGAUGAUGAUGACGACGAAGAUGAUGAAGAUGACGAUGAGGAGGAAACAGACGAGGAUGAAGAUGAGGAUGAAGAUGAAGAUGCUGUCGUCAAGAAAAAGACGCCCGCCUCAAACAAGAAAUCUGGAAGAACCAAUGCAGUUGAUGGCCCGCAGGGCGAGAGACCUCCGGAGUGCAAGCAGCAGUAAGGCUGAUGAUGGUUAUGAAGGAGAAGUGGCCUUGUAUUGUGUGUGGUUGGUGCUUUCGAUGUCUUGCGGUGAUGAAAUUUUGAUCCUAUGUUUCAAUUUUUUUGUCGGUAUAUCUAUCUGUCAUCCUUGUGUUUGGGUUCUUUUGUCAGUCAUGUGUUUUUUUUUUCUGUUGAGACAAAGGAGAGUAGUUUGGUGGUCUCUUGUGGAGUAAAACGUUUUUCUUGGAUUCACGGUCUGGAUCUAUCAUUACGUUUGUAUUAUAUUUAUACCUAUAUUAUCAAUGUUUAUUCUAUUACUGCACCCCGGCUCUUGCUUUCCACGAGUUACGUUCUGUGGAGGAAAACUAUAAUUUUGGCCGUAGAUGCCAAAACCAUGAUUAUUGGAUAUUUUUAAUUCCAUCUAAAUGAAUUCUACAGAAUUUA
Molecule: messenger RNA, 1646 nt
Organism: Cuscuta campestris
Lineage: Eukaryota; Viridiplantae; Streptophyta; Magnoliopsida; Solanales; Convolvulaceae
Source: the annotation of a GenBank genome assembly